Molecule: messenger RNA, 1324 nt
Organism: Fragaria vesca subsp. vesca
Lineage: Eukaryota; Viridiplantae; Streptophyta; Magnoliopsida; Rosales; Rosaceae
Exons: 8
Coding region: 406-1227 (273 amino acids)
Biological process (GO): potassium ion transport; proton transmembrane transport
Cellular component (GO): mitochondrial inner membrane
Source: RefSeq, a predicted model, not a curated record
AAACACACACGACCGCGACGCCGCCUCUCCUCCUUUUCCGACGAUCAAUCUGUCUCUAUAAAUAGCAACUCUCCUUUUAUGUGGCUCAUGGCUCUGCAUCUUUUCUUUCCUUUAUUAUAAAUAUAUAUUGCCCUCUCUCUCUUCUUCUUCUUACUCCAUUUGACGUCUUCUCAGUUCUAGAGCGAUUACUGUGGAGAUUCUUCGAUACCAUUGAUUAGGAAUAUACAUUUUUUUUCAUGGAAAGAAGAGAACCCAGAUAGAAAGAUUCGAUCUUUUACUUAGUUUUUGGGUUUUUGGUUUGAUAGAUACAUUGUUGUUCAUUGAAAGAAGAGAACCCAUAUAGAAAGAUUCAAUCUUUACUUAGUUUGUGGGUGUGUUUGUGUGGUUUGUGAGGUGGGAGACGAAAUGAGAGCGAGAUUGAUAGUGUUUCCUGUAAAAGGGAGGAACUGGUGUUUUACCAGAUCAAUUGAUCCUCUGGUUUCGGAUUCUGGUUCUGGAAAUACUCCUUCUACUCUCAAAGAUCUCUGGAAAAGGAUCAAUUUCAGUUCCAAUCCCAAUGUUAAUUCUACUUCCAAUGCCAAUGCCAAUAUCUUUGCUGCUAAUGCUGAACUCCUAGUUGAUUUUACCUCUAACAAGAUGAACAAUGCUUGGAUUAGUCUGGAGAAGGCGCCAGAGGGAACCUUUAAAAGAAAGAUUCAUGGGGUGGGAUUGAAGCUAUUAUCUCGGGUGAAGCCGUCUGAGAUGUUUUUGAAAUCUAUCACUAAUGAGGUCUCACAUGUUGAAGUUACAUACCCUUCAAGCUUAAAUGCACGACUUGUGCGUAGGAGGUUACGACAUAUUGCCAUGAGGGGAUCUAUCAUACACAAGAAGUACUUAUAUGGAUCGGUUAUGUUGCUCCCUCUGACAUCUGCAUUUAUGGUUUUGCCUUUGCCUAACAUUCCCUUCUUCUGGUGUUUAUUCCGUACUUACUCUCAUUGGCGAGCUCUCCAGGGAAGCGAGAAGCUUCUUCAGCUAAUCUCAGAUAGCGCGGAGACUCCAGAUGGAAAUGGAGUUGAGCAUGGAACGAAGAAGUUACUUAGUUCUCCUUGGGUUUUGCAGCCAUCCAAAGCACUUGAGGAACUUCUUCAUCAGGGAGAUGAUGAUCUGAACAAGCAGGCUAUAUUAAAAAUCUGCAAAGCCUUUGAUUUGAACUCGAAUGAUGUUUUAAAAUACAGAGAUACAAUGUAGUUAAAUUGUUGCAAAUUUUUUUCUGUUUUCAAAUGUAACAUCACAAUCUCUUGGAAAGGAAAUUGAUUGUUGGACACAGUAUUCUGUCUGAAAGGAA